This is a messenger RNA of Bombus huntii, 2204 nucleotides long. RefSeq names its product U4/U6 small nuclear ribonucleoprotein Prp3 (gene Prp3). The transcript has 5 exons. Gene Ontology annotation, cellular component: U4/U6 x U5 tri-snRNP complex. Gene Ontology annotation, biological process: mRNA splicing, via spliceosome. Bases 127 to 2025 code for a protein of 632 amino acids. NCBI's taxonomy places the organism in Eukaryota, Metazoa, Arthropoda, Insecta, Hymenoptera, Apidae. The record is from RefSeq and is a predicted model, not a curated record.
AUUAAUAUUACAGAUGCAUAUGACAUCAAAAUGAUAUCCCCUUCGAACCUAUGUAUAAUGUAUAUUGUAUACGACCGUGAUCAUCGUAAUUAAUUCUUUGCAACAAAUAUUGACAUAUUUAAUAAAAUGGCAUUAACAAGGAAAGAAAUAGAUGAAAUGAAACCACAAAUCGAAAAAGCAGUACAUAAAUUUCUCGGUUUUGGAGAACCUGCUAUUGUUACCACGGCUGUCAAUUGUAUGACUUCAGGUUAUGAUAAACGCAAAACGGCAGAUAAAUUAUCUGCUUUAUUGGAAGACAAGAAAGCUUUAAAAUUGACGGAAAAAAUAUUCACAAUAUAUGAUGAUGCCAAAGCAGCGCAGAAAAGUAAAAAACGAAAUCAUGUGGAAGAUAAGGAUAAGGACAAAGAUGCAAAGAAACCUAGAUUUAAGGAUGAUGAAGUCAAAAAUGAAAAAACAACAGAAGCACAACUAUCUGCAGAUAAGAUAAAACAAAUGAUGGCAAAUGCCCAAAGAGAAAUCGAGGAAAGGAAAAGAGCAUUGAAAGCUAUAAAACAAGAAGAAGUUGCCCCAGUAAAACCUCUACUUAAAGCACGAGAUUCUUUACCAACAGUAGGAAGCAUGUAUAAUCAAGGUUUAUUAAGUAAGACAGACUCCGACAAAGCAAGAAAAAUUGCUGCUUUGCAAGCACAAAUUAGAAGUAAACUAAGCUCCGGAUUACUUGGAAAUGUUAGUGUCCCAGAUAAACCAACUCCGCUAAUUUUGGAUGAAUCUGGCAGAACUGUAGAUAUAACCGGCAAGGAAGUGCAACUCACACAAGUGGUACCAACAUUAAAAGCUAAUAUUCGAGCAAAAAAACGUGAAGAAUUUAAAGCCCAAUUGCAAGAAUCAAAAGGCCCAGAAGAAAUUCAAGACACCCACUUUUUUGAUAAUAGGAUAGGUGUCAAACCGGCAGUGCGAGGCAAACGGACACUCAAAUUUCACGAACCUGGAAAAUUCCAGCAAUUAGCAGAAAGAAUUCGUAUGAAAGCCCAAUUAGAAAAAUUACAAAAUGAGAUUAGUCAAAUUGCCAGAAAGACUGGUAUAAGUUCUGCAACUAAACUGGCACUAAUAGCGCCGAAAACAGAAGCUCUUAGUGAAGAUGUGCCUAAUGUAGAAUGGUGGGAUUCUGUUAUAUUAACAGGAGGAUAUCCGAACGAAGAUGAAUCUACUACCAUUAAAAGUUCUACUAUCACAAAUCUUGUAGAACAUCCCACGCAAAUGCGACCACCAACUGACCCUUUGAAACCAAUAUAUAUGCCUGUAUUUUUAACGAAAAAGGAACGCAAGAAAUUACGUAGGCAGAAUAGACGAGAAGCAUGGAAAGAAGAACAAGAGAAAAUACGAUUAGGUCUUGAACCUCCACCAGAACCAAAAUUACGAAUUUCGAAUCUUAUGCGAGUAUUAGGUACAGAAGCUGUACAAGAUCCUACGAAAAUAGAAGCUCAUGUCCGACAACAAAUGGCUAAAAGAUUAAAGGCACAUGAGGAUGCUAAUGCAGCUCGAAGACUUACUGCUGAUCAGCGACGAGAAAAGAAGGCAAGAAAAAUUAAAGAGGAUACCACGCUUGGUGUACAUGUAGCUGUUUAUAGAAUACGUGAUCUUUUAAAUAAUGCUUCGAAAAAGUUUAAAGUGGAAACAAACGCAAAGCAACUUUAUCUAACAGGCUGUGUAAUGCUCUUCCGAGAUUGCAAUGUUGUUGUUGUUGAAGGAGGAGCCAAACAAUUAAGUAAAUACAAACGACUAAUGAUGAACCGGAUUAAAUGGGAGGAAGAUAUUAUAAAAGAUAACGGAAAUGAUGUGCCGAACAAAUGUGUUCUUGUAUGGGAAGGUACUAGUAAACAACGUCAUUUUGGAGAAAUCAAAUUCAAAGUUUGCCCGAUUGAAAAAAUGGCGCGUGAACAUUUUAAGAAACAUCAAGUAGAACAUUAUUGGGACUUAGCAUAUAGUGGAGCAGUGCUUGAAAAUACAGACGAUGUUCAUUCUUAGAAACGGUUUUUAUAAUUACAGCAAUAAAUAUUAACACCAUAAUAUGAACGCAAUCAUAGAUAAUUUCAAUACAUUUUAAAUAAACAAUUAUCAUGGGAGCAAAAGAUAGCAAGAAAUGACUAAUGUAAACAGUGACACAUGGAGCGAAAAUAAAAGUGCUCAAAGCCUCUUUAAUAACA